Molecule: messenger RNA, 1368 nt
Organism: Penicillium pulvis
Lineage: Eukaryota; Fungi; Ascomycota; Eurotiomycetes; Eurotiales; Aspergillaceae
Product: glycosyltransferase family 31 protein
Exons: 2
Coding region: 1-1368 (455 amino acids)
Cellular component (GO): membrane
Molecular function (GO): glycosyltransferase activity
Source: RefSeq, a predicted model, not a curated record
AUGGUCCCCCGGCGACGAGUAAGCCGCCGAUUCCUCGCAAUCGCCGCCAUCGCCGCCCUCUUCUUCCUCUACCACUUCACCUCCCUACAAUCCAACCUCACGCCACAAAAGACCAGAUUUCGGUACUCGGGGUCCCGGACAAACAGAUACAGCCACAAUGUCGACUCCAAAGAGCAGAACACCGGCGAACCCGAGCCUGUCUGUCCUCCACUUCCGGGCAUUGAAGAUGUCCUAGUCGUCAUGAAAACCGGCGUCACAGAAGCCCGCGAUAAAGUCCCCAUCCACUUUUCCACGACCUUCCGCUGCAUCCCGCACUAUGUGAUCUACUCCGACUUCGAAGAGGAGAUUGAAGGCGUCACGGUCCACGAUGCGCUCCGCACUAUGGACCGGGAUGUCACAGCGCAAGUCGAGGACUUCAACAUCUACAAUCGACUUAAGCAAUACGGACGCGAGGGUCUAGAACAAGGAGACUUCGCCGAUGAAGCCAAUUCCGCAAUUGGGAAACCGAAUAACCCAGGGUGGAAAUUGGAUAAAUGGAAGUUCCUGCCAAUGGCGCAAGAAGCAUACGCAUACAAGCCUGAUGCGAAAUGGUUUGUCUUCAUGGAGGCUGAUACCUAUAUGUCCUGGCCGACACUGCUAGCCUGGCUUGAACACUUCGAUCCCAAGAAACCCGUCUACCUGGGCACCGAGACACAGAUCGCGGAGACGAUCUUCGCGCACGGAGGCUCGGGCUUUAUGCUUUCGAACCCGGCGUUGAAGGCUGCGUCGGAUGAGUAUGAGCGCAGACGGGCUGAUUUGGAUGAUUAUACAAAUGGGCAUUGGGCGGGUGAUUGUGUGUUAGGACGGGUUCUUGCAGAUCUCGGGAUCAAUCUACACUUCUCCUGGCCGAUCUUGCAGAACUCGAACCUGGGGGAGUUGGAUGAAUUUACGACGGAUCUGUAUCGGUUGCCUUGGUGUUUCAUUGCUGUCGCGUUUCAUCACCUUUCAUCAAAUGAGAUUGAAAAGCUGUGGAAAUUUGAGCAGAACCGUUGGCACGAUAAAAACAAACACAUCCUCCUUCAUAGUGAUGUCUUCCGUGAAUGGCUCUACCCCGAAAUGGCUACCCAGCCUACAAGAUUGAACUGGGAUAACUUUUCGGAUGAAGAGCAGCCUUUUGCUACGACCUUUGAAGACUGUCGUGAGGUCUGCGAAGUCUCGAAAAAAUGUGUACAGUUCUCUUUCCGGGACGGUACCUGUUUCACGGGCCAUAGACCCCGUCUUGGUGUCUCGCAGACUAGCGGUAGUGUUGCUUCCGGAUGGCUGCCAAGUCGCAUCCAGGAGAUGAUGGAUGCUAGUGGGAUUUGUCGGGCUCCUGACUAUGGUGAAUAA